AUGGCAAACUUACCAGAGGGUGUGUUUCUGAGAUACCCAGAGAAUUUGGGCUCUCAUAUAAGCAUCGACUUUGAGUCUGCUGUUGCUAUGCUUCUCCGCGCCAUUUCUCUAUCGCAGCAGGUACCCUUUUCAUGGGGUUACAUUGACAAGCCACAAGAGGGGCAAGUGUUUUUAAUCUUCUUGCCCACUCUUCAAGCUCCUUUUCCAUCCGACGGCAUACGAUUUCUAGAACAAGAAGCGAGACAUACAAUGCCAGCCAACAAUCGUGAACUUGAAAUCCACGAGGCCAAGUUCGGGUUCAUUCCGGGGUCGCAGGAGGCAGGAGCAUGGAGGCUACGUCGGCGAUUUCGUCUAAGCAAAGGAGGACACCCCCAGCUUGUUCUUGUCCACUAUUCACGUGGCCCAGUUAUGCAGAUCCCACCUGCUUUGAUGACCCAACCGGUUCGCCAUUACCCUCUGCGACCAGUGAACGAACCCUCGAUAUAUGUUGCGGGUGACCGGAUGGGCCAGAAAGUGUUUCCCCACGGUGCCAUGCCCAACGCCCCUCCCAACGCCCCCAACCCCCACGCGAUGGGCGCCAUGAAUAACAUGGGAGGGGGUGCGCCCAGUAUGCCGAUGGGCUUCAAUCGACAGGCGCAAAUGCUAGCGCAACAGAGUGGUACCAUGGAUGCGUUAGAACGGCGGAGUCAACGCGAUCCAAGUGGAAGAGAUAGAAGUGGUAGCACUACAGCGGUUACGCGACCUCCCGUUGUGGACGACGAGUCAGGUGAUGAAGCUGAAUCGAUAUCGACUAAGACUUUGGCGAUCAAUCGGUAUAAGCGAAAUCAUGAAUUGAUGAACGAGGUCUUUAGACAGGCUGCUUUAGUAGGCGAUAAGAAUGCAGGUCCUCCUAAGCCUCCUUAUGCCAUAUUUAAUAAAACAGAAUUGGACGCAAAUAUAGCCAAACUAGAAGCAGAGAUAGAGACACUCAGAACUCAGAAGAAAUCAGCGAAGGAAAGUCAGCACUCUGAUCUCAACGCCGACAUCUCGAUGCAAGAUUUUGUUCAAGUAUAA
Pleurotus ostreatus (oyster mushroom) is the source of this 1053-nucleotide messenger RNA. RefSeq lists its product as uncharacterized. Lineage: Eukaryota; Fungi; Basidiomycota; Agaricomycetes; Agaricales; Pleurotaceae. The record is from RefSeq and is a predicted model, not a curated record. Bases 1 to 1053 code for a protein of 350 amino acids. The transcript has 8 exons. Gene Ontology annotation, biological process: chromatin remodeling.